This is a messenger RNA of Chenopodium quinoa (quinoa), 1728 nucleotides long. Its product is annotated as probable cysteine protease RD19D. The record is from RefSeq and is a predicted model, not a curated record. The transcript is spliced from 4 exons. Bases 417 to 1544 code for a protein of 375 amino acids. Gene Ontology annotation, cellular component: lysosome. Lineage: Eukaryota; Viridiplantae; Streptophyta; Magnoliopsida; Caryophyllales; Amaranthaceae. Gene Ontology annotation, molecular function: cysteine-type endopeptidase activity.
UUCAAUGGUACUAUUUGAUCACCCAAUGGUACUAUUGAUCACUCAAUGGUACUACUCUAAAGUCAGAAUAUACAUUACGUGUAAUUACGCCUUUACCUCUCGUUAUACAAUUGUUUAUGCAUAACAAUACUCCCUUUAAGCUCCCUCCACUAGCUAAUUUUACUCGAUUCCCAAUUCCCAAGAAAAAAAAAAAUUUGGAGUUAUUUUAACACCUCCACGUUACGUUGCAUGCAUGCAAAAAUCAACAACACUCUUACACGUAUACUUACAAACUGCCACAUUACACUUUGAAACCGCCACUUAUCAACAACUAACUAACCAAUUCUAACCACAAAACCCUAAUUAAAUAGAAAACAAAAUCCAAUUUUGCUACCUUCAACCAAAAAACCAAGCAAAAAUAAUAUAGCAUAAAUAACAUGGUAAUAAUAAAGAGCUCAACAUCAUGCGUUACAAUAUCAUUAUUAAUCGUUACACUAAAUUAUAUCGCAGUUGUUAAAGCUCAAAACUAUAGUAAUUCACAUAAUAAUUAUAUCUACCAAGUUACGGAAGAUAGGAAUUUAGUAGGAGUUGAAGGUAAGUUUGUGAGUUUUAUGCGUGAACAUGGGAAGGAGUAUAGUACAAGGGAAGAGUAUGUCAAGCGGUUGGCGAUUUUUUCGAAGAAUUUGGUCCGGGCCGCGGAGCAUCAGGUGUUGGACCCCUCGGCGGUCCAUGGGGUUACGCCGUUUAUGGACUUGUCUCCCGAGGAGUUUGAAACCGCGUUCAUGGGCUUAAAGCCCAAUUUUGAUCAUCAUAGUGGUUGGGGUGCAAAUGGGGCCUCCGCUGAUGCGGUGGCCCCUAGGUUGGAUGUUCGUGGGUUACCUAAGAGUUUUGAUUGGAGGGAAAAAGGGGCUGUUACUGAUGUCAAGAUGCAGGGAACGUGUGGAUCGUGUUGGGCUUUUAGCACAACUGGAGUUAUUGAAGGAGCUAAUUUUAUUGCAACAGGCAAGCUUUUAAGUCUCAGUGAACAACAGCUUGUGGAUUGUGAUCAUAAGUGUGACGCGAGCAAGAAAACCGAGUGUGACAGUGGGUGUCGUGGGGGUCUUAUGACCAAUGCCUAUAACUAUUUAAUGGAGGCAGGAGGCCUUGAAGAGGAAAAAUCUUACCCUUAUAAUGGCAAGCAGGGCAAAUGCCAAUUUGACCCUGACAAGGUGGCCGUCAAAGUCGAAAACUUUAGCACCAUCCCGGUUGAUGAAGAACAGAUUGCAGCUUAUCUCGUUCAUCACGGUCCUCUUGCAGUUGGAUUAAACGCUGUGUUCAUGCAAACAUACAUUGGUGGAGUAUCGUGUCCCUUGAUAUGUGGUAAGCGAAUGAUAAACCAUGGUGUUUUGCUUGUUGGUUAUGGGGCAAAGGGCUACUCCAUUCUGAGGUUCGGCUACAAACCUUACUGGAUCAUCAAAAACUCAUGGGGUACAAAAUGGGGUGAAGAUGGAUACUAUAAACUGUGCAGGGGCCAUGGUAUGUGCGGGAUGAAUACAAUGGUGUCCGCGGUUGUGACUGGAGCCUAGUAUUAAUAUGUAACCAUUUGUCACUCUAUUUUACUAGCUCGAAUGAUCGAAACAAAAGUAUGCAGCAAGCUAAGCAUGGUUUACGGCUGUCAUAAUUAGUUCCAGUAGAUUACAUUUCCUUUCACAUAAUGGUGCUAGUUGUAACUUGUAAUAUAAGUGCAGUUUUUGCUGCAUCGUUUUUUCU